This is a messenger RNA of Castor canadensis (American beaver), 1068 nucleotides long. Lineage: Eukaryota; Metazoa; Chordata; Mammalia; Rodentia; Castoridae. The record is from RefSeq and is a predicted model, not a curated record.
AUGGGCUCAUCUCCUCUCAUUUCCAUCGUGGGAUAUGAUGGUGGAGGCAUUCAGCUACUCUGUCAGUCCUCUGGUUGGCUAUCCCAGCCCAUAGCGAAGUGGAAAGGUCCAGAAGGACUUGAUUUACCUUCAGACUUCAAAGUGAACAAAGACAUGCAUGGUCUGUUUCAUGUGGAGACCACCCUUACAGUCCACAAAAAUUCUGGAAUUAUAUCCUGUUCCAUCCAACUUGCUGACCAGAAACGAGAAGUGAAAUCCAGACUAUUCAUAGGAAAGACAUUUUUCUACACAUCACCCCGGUUACAACCUUCUAUUAUGCUGAUGGUCCUCUGCAUUGGUGGAGCUGUUUGCAUCAUUGGGGAAUAUGUCAGGAAGAAUUACGUAAGUGCCUUGUUAUGUUUGGACUCUUCCACACUCACUUCUCUUGAAGCCUGCAGUGUGAGCUAUCUGUUCCCUAUCAUGAUUCCACAUGGUACAGAAAGCUCAGCUUCAGCAAUGAGAGCAGCUGAAUUCAAAGAAGCCCAGAAACAUGCAGUGAAAGUGACUCUGGACCCUGACACAGCCCACCCCAACCUCUACAUUUCUAAGAUGCAAGCUGUAAUAUGUAACAGUCAUCCCCAGGAUGUACCCUGCUCAAAGAAGAGAUUUAAGAGAAGGUGUGUGGUGGCUAUUCAGGGUUUCCAGUCUGGGAAACAUUACUGGGAAGUGGGUGUGGGAAACAAUAACAUGUGGUACUUAGGGGUAUGCCGGGAUGAUGUGGACAGGAAUGAAAAGUAUGUGAUUUUGUCUCCAAACAAUGGGUACUGGGUUCUUGGACUAGAGAGGGAAAAUUUUUAUUUUGUAAGUAAUCCCAAUAGAAUCUACUUCUUCCUAGAAUCCAAUCCCAGUCGAGUGGGUGUCUUCCUGGACUAUGAGGGUGGGACCCUCUCAUUCUUUAAUGUGGAUGAUCAGUCCCUCAUUUACACUCUGACAUAUCAGUUUGAAGGGUUAUUGAAGCCUUUCAUUCAGCAUAAUUCACAAUAUGAGGAAAAUAUGACUCCCAUAGUCAUCUGCCCUGUGCCAUCGUGA